Oxyura jamaicensis (ruddy duck) is the source of this 3391-nucleotide messenger RNA. RefSeq names its product solute carrier family 38 member 9 (gene SLC38A9). The record is from RefSeq and is a predicted model, not a curated record. The transcript is spliced from 15 exons. Gene Ontology annotation, molecular function: amino acid transmembrane transporter activity. The coding region runs from base 130 to 1809 and encodes 559 amino acids. Gene Ontology annotation, biological process: amino acid transmembrane transport. NCBI's taxonomy places the organism in Eukaryota, Metazoa, Chordata, Aves, Anseriformes, Anatidae.
CGGCACGCCGGGAGGCGCAGCCCGGCCCCGGCCCUGCCCGGCCCGCUUCCUGCUGCCGCCGCGGAGCGCUGCCGCCGCAGAUGAGAAUAAUUGUCAAAAUCUAAAAAAAAAGAAGUGAAUCCAUCAAAUAUGGAAGAGGACACCAAACCUCUCUUGAUUCCUGUUGGAGGUGAUGAAAGCAAUUACGGAAUCAUGAAUAUACAGUUUAAUCCUGAAGAUUUUAAAUGCAAAAGACCAUUUCAUGUGGAGCCUACAAACAUAGUCAGCAUGAACGAUGACAUGCAACGAGUCACUGACGAAGCUUCAGCAAUGAAUAAGCGGAUUCAUUACUAUAGCAGGCUCACAUCUCCUACAGACAGGGCAUUGAUUGCUCCUGAUCAUGUACUUCCAGCUCCAGAUGAAAUCUACGUCUACAGUCCAUUAGGAACUGCUUUUAGAGUUGACAGUUGCACAGAUGGCUAUGGUAAAAACUCCAGUAUAGUGACAAUAUUUGUGAUAUGGAAUACAAUGAUGGGUACAUCUAUAUUAAGUAUUCCAUGGGGGAUAAAACAGGCAGGAUUUACUUCUGGAAUCAUUCUCAUCUUACUGAUGGGCCUUUUGACACUUUAUUGCUGUUACAGAGUGGUGAAGUCACGGAAAAUGAUACCUUUAAUAGAUACCUCAAACUGGGAAUUCCCAGAUGUUUGCAAGUAUUAUUUUGGAUCUUUUGGUCAAUGGACAAGCCUCUUGUUUUCUAUGGUAUCACUUAUUGGAGCCAUGGUUGUUUAUUGGGUGCUUAUGUCCAACUUUCUGUUCAACACAGGAAAGUUUAUAUACAACUAUGUUCAUGAUAUUAAUGUAACAGAUAUUGUUCCUGGCACAAAUGGAAGUAACAAAGUCAUUUGCCCAAGCGCUGCUGGUGAUCACCCACCACAAAAUGGGAGUAUGGUAUUCUCUUCUGGCAACACUACAGGCUUUGAGCUCUUUGAGGAGUGGUGGAACAAAUCACAAACAGUACCAUUUUACCUGAUUGCUGUUCUUCUGCCCCUGCUAAAUCUGAAGUCUCCAUCCUUCUUUGCAAAGUUUAAUGUCCUGGGUACGGUUUCAGUUAUCUACUUAAUUCUUUUGGUUACUGUAAAGGCUGCUCACCUAGGAAUCCACUUAGAAUACAACUGGUUUACAGAGAAUGAUUUUUUUGUACCAGAGUUUAGAAUUCUGUUCCCCCAGCUUACAGGAGUUCUGACACUUGCCUUCUUCAUCCACAAUUGUGUCAUCACUCUUCUUCAAAACAACAAGAAUCAAGAAAAUAAUGUGAGAGACCUCUCCAUUGCUUAUUUAUUGGUGGGAUUAACAUAUCUGUAUGUUGGAGUGAUAAUUUUUGCAUCUUUUCCUUCUCCACCACUAUCGAAAGAAUGUAUUGAACAGAAUUUUCUGGAUAACUUUCCCAGCAACGACGUCAUGUCAUUUAUUGCAAGAAUAUUCCUGCUGUUCCAGAUGAUGACUGUAUACCCACUGUUGGGCUAUCUGGCACGGGUCCAGCUAUUAAGACAGGUUUUUGGAAAUGCUUACCCAAGUGUUUUCCAUGUGCUCAUCCUGAACAUAGCAAUUGUCGGAGCUGGAGUAGUAAUGGCAAGAUUUUAUCCAAAUAUAGGAGGUAUCAUAAGAUACUCUGGAGCAACGUGUGGUCUGGCCUUUGUAUUUGUGUAUCCAUCCCUCAUCUAUGUGAUCUCCCUGCAUCGUGCUGGGCAGUUGACAUGGCCAGCAUUGAUCAUUCACAUCUUUAUAAUCAUCCUUGGACUGGCUAAUCUGAUUGCACAAUUCCUAUUGUGAAAACUCCCCCUUCUCCCUGUGGCUGUUACAAGUGGUACUGUGACAUUCAGCAACAGGCUUGAGCAACACAGUCACACAUGAGAUCCAAACAGUCCUCAAUAUGAUCUUCUUGAGAAAAGCUGCACCUCUAAAACAAAUUCAAAGCACAUCUGCCAGACACUUGAAAGGAAACCUACUAUGCUUCUCUAAAAACAAUUUUGAGAUAAGUGAAAUAGUUCAAAUAUGAGCGGGAUAGUUCUACUCUUUUUGUUGAAGGUACAUCAAGGUUUAAUGAAGCUUAAAAAUAUUAUUUGUUUACAGUUUGCUUUUCAAAACACUCAGCUUUCAGCCAUGGGCUGUAGAACUCCUCCUUUGUCUAAAACAACUGUCCCUACCUUUAAUCCAAACAUGCUUUUACAGUAUUGUUCAGUGGCUGUUUGAAAUGCUCUUUUAUUGCAAUUGUUUUACUGUUCUGUUUGAAAAAUGAAGAAAUUAUUGUCUUCCCCCUUUUUUUUUUUUUUUUUUUAGGUUAAUUUAUAGUAAUUUGGGUCAAAAUGCACUCUUAAUUUUAAAUAUGGUAUUAAAUUGUUUUGGCAACAUUUUUCCUCUGAAGAAUUCCAACUAAGAGAAACAAUAAACUCAUGUCUCAGUGUUUUAAUUCAGAAUGAAUAUGUAUACAAGUUGUUGGUGAUCUUAAAAUUAAAAACAUGAGGAGGAUUAAAAAAAAAUUAGAACAAGACUCGAUUAAAAUUAGAAUUCCAGGCUUGACCUCGCUUCAACUCUGUUAACUGAGCUGUUUAUGUGCUGUGAGGUUGUCAUGUCAGGAGUUAUUACGUGCUGUUACAGAUGCAGUGUGCAUUGCAGGCUUGGUUCUUUACUCCCUUGUAGGGUCUUAAUCUGGUGAUCUCUCACUGUGCUCUUCAACUACAUUACUGCAGACCAGAGAGACAACACAUGCAAAGCUAGCCACUUCAAAGAUGUGCACUAAAUGAAAUAAUUUAAGUUUUAGAUGCUUCUUAGAAGAAGCUGUAAUAAUCUGGAAAAUCUGGGAUUUUUUUGCUGUUUUAUGUUUAACUUUUUGUUUACUAAGAGGGUGUGCAUGUGUAUGCAUAUAGACACCUUCCUUCACCUGCGAGUCUGAGUCUUAAUCCAAAUCAUACAUUAAUGGUAGACCUGUUGGACACUAGUGGAAUGUCGUCAUCUGAGAUAGGAAAGAGAGUAAAAAAACCUUCUUUGUAAAGAAUUUCAGUUUAUUAAAGUAAUCAAAAAAUGCAGAAUAAUUAAAAGAGGUGUCUCAGCAAUGCUGUCACAUUUACUGAAGAAAGUAAAAAAAGAAAAAAUUUGAAAAGCGAUGCAAUGUUUGUGAAGUAGAACUUGAGUUGGGGAAGAUAAUUACGUUGCAGGGUAAGAGUUCUUGUCUUUGUCAGAAUUGCAAUGAAAAGCAUAACCUAGAUAAUGUACCAUGCUUCUCUGGGAAAUAAUGUGAAUUUUUAGAGUAAUAAUGCAGUUCCAUUUGUUUGACUUUUUUGACUUUUCAAAGACACUGGCUUGUGUGUCUUUUGUUUUGUGUGAAAUAUAAAUAAAUUAUUUCAGAUUCUCUUGU